This is a messenger RNA of Alternaria infectoria, 4311 nucleotides long. RefSeq lists its product as uncharacterized. The transcript has 3 exons. Bases 1 to 4311 code for a protein of 1436 amino acids. Lineage: Eukaryota; Fungi; Ascomycota; Dothideomycetes; Pleosporales; Pleosporaceae. The record is from RefSeq and is a predicted model, not a curated record.
AUGACUGAGCCCGUCGAAGUCAGAGAUUCUGCUCAGUCUAAGCCAGUGCAACCCCCAAACAAUCUUGGCCAGGAAGUUGAUACAAAUCCGACACCUGGUAACAUCACUACCUCUCCCACAUCAGGACCAGCACGCAAAUAUCUGACCUUGAAGCCCCUGAAGAAGCUCGAUCUGCCUCAUCACCCGUCAUAUGAUAAUGCUAGUUCAGAUCAUCAUGUCACUCUAGCCGAGUUCCUCGACGAUGUGCUCAGCGAGGUACAAAGAAUCAACUUCGAUGAAGGGUUCGAGAAGCGGGGAACCUGGAGCCCCGACAAUGGACAUGUGAUGAUGCCGCCGCUUAGUGCUACGGGAAGCAGCGAUAUGGUUACAGUCCCAGUCUCGGUUGAGAAGCGUAUCAAAGACUUGAACCAAGCCAGUUGGAUGGCUAGAACCUCUACCCACAGCAACGCUCAUGUCAAGUUCUCAGAAUUGGGAGAUCUUUUGGCGAAAGAUCACAGCCGUAACGAAGCUGCAUAUACCCCGAGUGUUUUCGAUGCGGUUGAGCUACUGAGAUGGGAUCCUGGAGAAGCGUUGAGAGCUGUGAAUCACCACAAGGAGGUUCAUAGCGUGGAAAUGUUCAUAUCGCAAAUGUUCCAUAUGAUGCCCAAGGUAGCCGGUUUGAGCCUAUUACAAGAUCGGGUCUUUCAUGCGUUGAUAGUCACGAUGAACACAUACAAUGCUGAUCUCUCCGAGCUCGCUUCGUCUGUUACUGUACAGCUUCCAAUCGAUUAUGCAUCAUUUGGCAAUGUCAAGAUCAUGCAAGAGAGGAGCCGGAUGGAAACGAAAGGAUCUUCGCAACUCUACCGAUUCCCGUCGAAUAUCGGGCCAGACUCAACACCUGACGCGAACCAGAAGCAGCGACAGGGGAAAAAGCUGACAGAAGGAAUCUACGUCUCGUUGGAGAGGCUGAUUGGCGCAUCAAGAACACGUGUCGAUGGGGAUGCUGCGCGGCAAGCAGAGUCGCCCGAUAGCGACCGUCAUCGUUGGGAUAUGACAUACGAGUCUCAGCCACCACCCUCGCAAACAGGGUACCAAGCGCAAGAACCAGUUCCACCGCAGCAAUAUUCCCAGAUCUCGAACCAGGAGGGCCAAGAAACAAAGCCUUACAAUCGAAUCGAUACUGCUGGGUCAAACUUCUACCAUCAACCAAGCCCGCAGAGUCAGCCUGUGUCUCCGAUAUCGAAUCGGCCUAGUGUGAGCUCCGCCUCUGGCUACCAGCCUAUCUCUGGGCGCACCGACUCGGUGAGCUCGAUAGCUUUGGCCAAUCUCUAUGCACAACGCGCAGAGAAUAAGACAUCCUCACCAAGACCUCUCGGACAGAAGCUACCCGCGUCACCUCCACCUAGAGAUGACAAGUCCAAGUUUAGUGUUCUGGCUGCCGGUGCACCUUCUGAUUGGGAACACCUAGGUGGCAGUGAGGAAAUUGACGAUGAAGAACUCUUUGGUGCAAAGAAAGAAGAUAAGAAAAGCGACAGUACUCAACCGGAAAGUAUUGAACUACCCGCUCACGUUCCGUCUCCCCCAUCGACGCAUGGGUUCCCCAGUCCUGCUGUACGUCCUGCACACGUGAGUUCGAGCGAAUGGGAUGAAGGUUUUACACCUACACCGCCGUCUGUGGCAACAGGACUUGCUGUACGUCAAGAUUCCCAGUCAUCAGAUCAAGGGUUCAUCGUCGGAGAUGCAAUUGUCGCGCCCUUACGGACUACUCCCAAACCCAUACAGGGCACGAAACCCCCUCAUCAGCCUGCUGCGUUGAUGACUGGGUCUGGCUCUACAGAGGGCGGAUGGGACACGUCGCAACACACACCUACCCAACCGAAGCAUUUUUUUGGGUCACAAGCCAGUAAUGAAUCCACCGGCGUGGUGCCCUCCAGCUACGACUAUGCUAUAGAACUGAGAGAGAAGGACGACCUUAUCAACCAAUUACGCGCAGAUACGGAACGGGAGAAGAAGGAGAAGGAUGAUGUUCUCCAACAGUUACACACAGACACAGAACGGGAAAAGGCCGUACUACAAGCAAAGAUCGAUGAACUUGAAGCUAGCAGCCAGAAAGUUGUGUCUGAGUACGAAGCUAAGAAAGCUCACAGCACGAGCGAGAUGGACGUGUUACGUGCACAGAUUGAGACUAUAAGAAUCACCACAGACCAAGCUAGUGUCAAUUAUGACGCUAUGGUGAAGGAGAAGAACACGGCGAUUGACAUUUUGAAAGAAGAUGUGGAAGGGAAGGAGCACAAUAUUGAGGAGCGUGAUAGUUCUGUCGCUGAACUAAAGCGCCAACUUGAAGCCGAAAAGGCGAAAGAACCGCCGAACCCCACACCUGCUGAUAUGAUACCGGACCUUGAUCCGUGGUAUAUCGGCUCGUUAGAACGAUACAUAGCCAUGCUUCGUAGUGAGGCCGCGGAACCGCAAGUCGAAGAGAAGGUCAAGAUUUUCAAGGCGUUCAUGAAAGUCGAGUCUGCCAUGCGGGCCAUCGUCUCCACUGAUAUCUCAACACAAACAGUUCCAGUGGAGCCAGAGGUACCACACCAACCAGAGCAAGCUGCUCGCUCUCGUGCAACCUCGAACAUCUCCACUAAGAGACAGGAUCUGAACAUCCAGGUGCCACAGGAGUCUGAAUUCGACGACUAUGAAUAUAGUCCUGGUGGUAGACCUAUCUUGGCGCGCCAAACUACAAUUCCGCCUACAGAAAACUACCAGGGUGUUCCAAGGGCGCCUCCUUCGGUGCAAUCAACAACCAUCCUGACUCCGACCAGCUCCAUUGAUGACGAUACGAACAAGACGCCAGUGCAAUCUCCACCUGAAGAGCAGGUGCAACACCAAUACAAGGCAUAUGUCCCACCUGCUAGCAUAUCAGUUGACCCUGCUCCAUUGAGACACAGACCAACAAUGUCCUUCUCUAAUACGCCAGGAGUAACUUCACCGUCAGGCCGUAGCAACAGUAAGGGGCACGAUGAGAUAUUCUUUGGAGCUCAUCAACCGACUGCUCAGACGCCUGCCUCCCGGCCUUCCAGUAGCGAAGCAGACGUCCCUUUGCCAUUGAAUCUGACGCCGCGCCGUCCGAUCUCAACUGCACCAACGAAAGAAGAUCCAAACAGAGUGCUGAAGGAACUAGUAUCUAAAAAGGUGCAUUCCGGCCUUCCAAAUCACCGGAUUCAGGAUAUAAGGGCUAGGCUCGUUGACAUAGGAUCCAAAGCCAGCGCCGCCGAAGAAAUUACGAAGACAUGGGAGAAAUCUGCAUCUCUGAGUCGCCGCAAGAAGGACGACGCCCGUCGCAAGCGUCAAGAAGAAAACGAGGAGCACAACGAUGAUCUGUUCAACAACAACGAGAUAUCGUACGCGGAGAUGAAUCAGCUCGAGGAAGAGUUCAAGCAGAAGGAGGGAGAGCUCAAAGCGCAAGAGGACAAAGAGGAAUAUCGUGACUAUGUGGAAACCGUAUUCGACCCCAUCUUCACCGGGCUCCACGGCGAGAUCAAAGCCCUGAUGGACUUGCACAUCGAAACUAAGCGCAUACUACCGUCUUUCGUAACAGGACUAAAGAGUAUGCAGGGAACCGAUGCUCCAAGCACAAAAGACUGUUUCGAGCUCCUGAAAGAAAUCCACGAGCAAGUGGAAAAGAGACACGACGAUGUCGUACAACUCGUUGCAGAGCGCGACAGACGCUACAAGAAGACGGAGACACAACCUCUGUACGCUGCUGGCAACAUCAGCCAGAUGAAAACCGUGGAGAAACACUACGACAACGCUGAAAAGCAAGCUGUGUUCAAAGCUAAGCGCGAGAAGGCGGAGCGUGUAGGCGAACUUGUCCGCCUUGUCGAGGACAUGAUUGUCAAUGCAGUCAGCACUGAGCAAAAAGAAAUUGACCACAUCGUUGCAGCUAUCAAGGACCUUGAGGAUGGCAGCGGUGAUCCAGCGGUCCUCGAUGAUGCACGAACCGCUCUUAAGGCUCUGAAGGAAUCAUCAAAAGCGCUUCUCUCCCUCUUCAAUGCGCUGGAGAUUGAAUCCAAUAACGCCGAUAUCGACGCGGAGAUUGCGCAAGUGACAGCCGAUGGUGUAGAUCCAGCGCGCAUACUCGAAUUGGAGGCUGAGAAGAGGGAAGCAGAGAAGGACUUGUUGGAGGAGUUUCAAAGGAGGGUUAGUGUGCUGGAUAGCGAUGAGGCUGAAAUCGGAGAGUUGGUGCAGAGGAAGAUGGGAAAGAGUAGCGAGGACGCAGAGAAGGAAAAUCGAUUACGAAUGGCGCUAGAGGAAGCGAAGAGGCGGAAUGGUCAUGCCUGA